GUUGGGUUUGUUUUUAUAUUCAGACACUGUAUUGCCUGUCCAACUCAGUUUUAUUGUAAAGUUUAGUGUAGUAAGUCCAUAAAAAAGUCUUCUAAAAAAUCUAAAGUAAAAAAAUUAUAUAUAAUCGGAAAUCGAGUGCUUCCGCAAUAAGCAAAAGUCCAGACAGGCAGUAAAAAAUUACAGAUUGCAAGUCUUAGGAUAAGUUUAAGCUUUCGAGAUGGGACCUAAGAAGAAGUCGGUAGCGGUUGCAAUUGCCGAACCUCCACCGGAAGCCAAAAAGGAGACAAAAGCCCCGCCCAAGAAGGAACCCCUUCCCAUCUUCGUAUUCGACGUUAUCGUCACCAAUGUGCAGGCCAAAAAUACAGAGUUCACCAAUCCCGCCAAACUGGAAAUCACUGCCAACUUUUUCAAGACUCAAUUUCCACUCACGCCCAGUCAGAUAAAUGUCACGGAAUUCAAGGCUGGCGCCGGUCUUACCUUCCAAAAGGAACCGAAGGAGAUCCGCAAGAAUGUGAACGAGUGCGGCAUAUCCUUCACGGUGACGUACAGCAAAAAGGUGAUUGGCUCUGGCCAGGCCUCCUUUCCGCCCAGCGUAGUCGAUACAAUCGAGAAGGACAUGACCGAUAUCCUGCACUCGGACGUCAUCAACCUGGCUUCCAGUGGCGAAGUGACCGGCAAACUGGAGUUUCUCUGCCGACUGGUCAUCAUGUGUAUUGCUGACGAACCCGAAACCGUAUGCAGUCGCAAUAUGGACAGGAGCAUUAAUCCACAGGACAUCAUGUUUGUGAUGGGCGAGUCGCAGGUGUGUCCCAGUGCUUGCGAACCCUGUCAGAAUGAUUUGGAGGAGGAGGAGGGCGACGAGCGCCUCAAGCUGGACCUAGAUCGAUAUCGCAGUCAGGGCGGCGGCAUUAAGCCCUACAACAUGAUGACGGACAAUGGAUCCGGCAUUGCAGCUUGCUGUGAACUAAAGAAAAUGGCCAUCGAGUACGAGCAGAUGAUCGAUACGAUAACCCGGCGGACGGGAAUGCCUCCGCCCAAGCCUCCUUGUCGUGAUCCUGACGAGGUGAACAGCUUCGGGAUGAAUCCCUGCUGGUGCCGUCCUGAACCACCUGAGUUUCUAGAACUGCCGGAGAAGCCGGACAAGCCGUGCUUCGUCUACCUGCCGGCCACCCAAGAUCAGGAGCCGGUUUGCGACAAGAACCUCAAUCCGGUGCCCAUUGCCGACUGCGACGGCCAGAAGCCGGACAUCAAGCCCAUCCGCUUCUGUCCGGUCUGUCUGACCAACAUGUCCUGGAUGCCGAAGUUCGCGGCGUGCCCCAAGUGUGGGAUCAAACCAAUGCCCGUGGUGGAGGAUCGCCACAAGGAGAAGAAGCUGUCGGCGGAUGAGAUCCUGCUCGAGUAUUUGGGCAAGGGGCCGGCCACCUUGGACGACUACUGCGUCGAUCCCUGUGACAAGGCCAACAGAGAGAAGGAUAAGGCAGCCGAGGAUGAGGAGUGUCCACCAUGUCGCUGCACCUGCAAGUUCGGCAAGAUGUGUGCCCACUGUCGCAUCCGAAAAUUGUGCGCCGACAUAUUCAAGAGCGAUCAGAUGGGGCCCAAGUGCCCGAAGGUGGAGCCCAAGGAUUCGGAGGACUACUGCGUGGUGAACAAGAGCUCCGACGACUGCCGACCUUACCUGGCCAAAGUCUUCUCGGAGCUGCGCGAUCUCUACGACAUCAAGGACACCAAGAAGAUGUCCGAGCUGGACGAGAACUGUGAUCGGGCGGUGCCCAAGACGGAUAAACCCGGAAAGCCAGAGCCCAAGAAGAUCGAGGUUAAUCAGGCACCACGCAAGGCACCCUACGUACCGCCCAACAACAAGGGACACAUCUCCAGCAGACACAAGCAGUGCGUCCUCCAGUCGGGAUUCGUGUCCCGGCGACAUGGUUGGGCCUGGAGCAAAAGCUGGGAGGCCAAGAAGUUGGGCUGGCGACCGGGCGCCAUUCGCAAGCCCAUCAAGCACCUCAUGAAGUUCUUCCUGGACCGACCUGCCCAGGAGACGGCCUUCGCCAAGUGCAAGGACACGGAGACCUUGGAGCGGGAAAAGGAAUUGGCCUCGCCGGUUCUGAACAUUAGCAAGAAGAAUGGCGAGAUCUUCAUCACCCUGCGACCUUUAACGCCUUUGGGAGUUCGCCAGAAGCCCAUCACCUUCAGGAUUGUGAAGAGCGAACUCGCGGUGGCUCUGCGCGAGAUCAAGAGGAAGCUGAAAGACAAGGGCUUCCACAAGUGCUCCUGCCACCAGACACUGAUGAUGUGCCAGUGCCGGAAUCCCGUCGAAAAGGUCCAUCUGCAAAGGGCCCUUAACAAGGAGUGCCGACGUCAUGGCAUUCCUCCAGCUGGCGACCAUCUGGUGCUCACUGACACCAGCGAAAGCGACAUGGAGUUCGACUUUGAUGUCACUCCACCCGCGGGAACGGAGCAACCGUAUCAGCCUCCGCCGCCGGAAACGGUGAACCAUGGCACCCAGACCUCCAAGAAGGACCAGAUGCCUCUUCCUCCGAAGUAUCCCAUCGCGGUGCCACCUUACUACAGAGGAUUCGACUGCGCCGUGGGAGAUCGCUAUAUGGGCACGGCCUUUGGUUGGCCGGGUGAAUUGGUCUUCGAGGAUGGGGUUUUCGGACUGAUGGGAGGCGGACCGCACGGACCCAAUCCGAUGCCCUGCGGAAGACCCCGGGUGCCAGGAGCUUGGGGUGGUGGAGGUGUUGGUGGAGGAGGUGGUGCAGGAGGUUUCGGUGGCGGCGCAGGCGGAGGUGGAGGAGUCUUUGGUGGCGGAAGAGGACGAAGAAUGGGUGGUCCCGGGGGUCCUGGAGGACCUGGAGGCCCCGGUGGCAUGGGCGGAGCCUGGAAAGGAUUCCCAGCCGCCGCCGCCGGCGCUGGAAAACCAAAGGGUGCCAAAGCCGAACCGAUACCAGUGCGCUUCCCAAAGCGAUUUCUCAAACCCGCCGAGGAUGCAGCCAAGGCGGCCAAACAGGCGGAGAAGGACGCGGUGGAGGCAAAGAAGAAGGGCAUCAACAUGAUCAAGUAUCUGCAGAAGAAGGGCACACUGGUCCGCCCGUGGAAUCCCCAAGAGGGCAAGGACAAGAGGCCCAGACCCAAGCCGGCUAAAGUGGCCGGGGAUGAUGGUUUGAAUGACUUCCAAAGGAAGCGCAAAUUCCUCCUCGAUGGUCCACCUCCAAAUUAUUCUCAGCUUCCAAGGCGGGGCAAAGGAUACAACCCCUGCAUUCCCUAUCGCCUCGAUAUUGUCUGCUAAAAGCGUGUUAAUUUUCACGAAAUUUUUAAAAUUGCUCUUUCAAAUAUAACGUCUCGUAUAUUUUAUCAUA
Drosophila rhopaloa is the source of this 3359-nucleotide messenger RNA. RefSeq lists its product as uncharacterized. The record is from RefSeq and is a predicted model, not a curated record. NCBI's taxonomy places the organism in Eukaryota, Metazoa, Arthropoda, Insecta, Diptera, Drosophilidae.